CGUGAGGCAGGAAGUGACGCAAAGGGUCUCCGAGGAUCUGGAGAGGGCGGGAGACUAUAAACGGCUGACUGCAGGCAACCAACCCAUCAGAGAGCGUCAGCAUCGGCCGGUGACGGGCAGUGGAGCGGCGGACCCGGGAGGCGCCUGUGCUUUUCUGUGUGGCAGCUCACAAUGAUGGAUCAAGCAAGAUCAGCAUUCUCUAACUUGUUUGGUGGAGAACCAUUGUCAUAUACCCGGUUUAGUCUGGCUCGGCAAGUAGAUGGCGAUAACAGUCAUGUGGAGAUGAAACUAGCUGUAGAUGAAGAAGAAAAUGUUGACAAUAACAUGAGGGGUAACCACACCAGUGUCACAAAACCAAAAAGGUUAAAUGGAUAUAUCUGCUAUGGGACUAUUGCUGUAAUCGUCUUUUUCUUGAUUGGAUUUAUGAUUGGCUACUUGGGCUACUGUAAACGUGUAGAACCAAAAGCCGAUUGUGAGAGACCGGCAGGAACAGGGCCUUCGUGCACAGAGGAGACAGAACCUUUCGAAACAGAAGAGCAGCUCCCCGAAACACGUCGCAUAUUUUGGGCAGACCUCAAAUCAAUGUUGUCGGAGAGACUGGAUGCCAUAGACUUCACCAGUGCCAUCAAGAUGCUGAAUGAAAAUUCUUAUGUCCCUCGUGAGGCUGGAUCUCAAAAAGAUGAAAGCCUUGCUUUUUACAUUGAAAAUCAAUUCCGUGAACUUAAACUCAGCAAAGUCUGGCAUGAUGAACAUUAUGUUAAGAUUCAGGUCAAAGGCAGCAACUCGGUGACCAUAGUGAGUAAGAGCGGCGGCAGCAGUAUGGCGUACCAGGUGGAGAAUCCCGAGGGUUAUGUGGCGUAUAGUAAGGCUACGACAGUUACUGGUAAACUGGUCCAUGCUAAUUUUGGCACUAAAAAAGACUUUGAGGAUUUAAAUAUGCCUGUGAAUGGAUCUUUAGUGAUUGUUAGAGCAGGGAAAAUUACUUUUGCUGAAAAGGUUGCAAAUGCUGAAAGUUUAAAUGCAAUUGGUGUCUUGAUAUACAUGGACCAGACUAAAUUUCCCAUUGUUAAUGCAGAUCUUCCAGUUUUUGGACAUGCUCAUCUGGGAACAGGUGACCCUUACACACCUGGAUUCCCUUCUUUCAAUCAUACUCAGUUUCCACCAUCUCAGUCAUCAGGAUUGCCUAACAUACCUGUCCAAACAAUUUCCAGAGCUGGUGCAGAAAAGCUAUUUCAAAAUAUGGAAGGAGACUGUCCUUCUAUUUGGGGAAUAGACUCCUCAUGUAAGCUGGUAUCCUCACAGAACAAGAAUGUGAAGCUCGCCGUGAACAAUGUGCUGAAAGAGAUAAGAAUUUUUAACAUCUUUGGAGUUAUUAAGGGCUUUGAAGAACCAGAUCGCUAUGUUAUAGUAGGGGCCCAGAGGGAUGCCUGGGGUCCUGGAGCUGCAAAGUCCAGUGUAGGAACAAGUCUCCUAUUGAAACUUGCCCAGAUACUUUCCGAUAUGGUCUUAAAAGGUCAGUUUAAACCCAGCAGGAGCAUUGUCUUUGCCAGCUGGAGUGGUGGAGACUUUGGAGCUAUUGGUGCCACUGAAUGGCUAGAGGGAUACCUUGCCUCCUUGCAUUUAAAGGCUUUCACUUACAUUAACCUGGAUAAAGCUAUUCUUGGUACCAGCAAGUUCAAAGUUUCUUCCAGCCCACUGUUGUAUUCGCUUAUUGAGAAGACGAUGCAAGAUGUGAAACAUCCAGUUACUGGGCUCUCUCUAUAUCGGGACAGCAACUGGAUCAACAAAGUCGAGAAACUUUCUUUUGAUAAUGCUGCUUUCCCUUUCCUUGCAUAUUCUGGAAUCCCAGCAGUCUCUUUCUGUUUUUGUGAGGACACAGAUUACCCUUAUUUGGGUACUCCCAUGGAUACCUAUGAGGUACUGAAUCAGAAUGUUCCUCAGUUGAACAAAAUGGCACGUGCAGCAGCAGAAGUAGCCGGUCUGCUUGUGAUUAAACUUACCCAUGAUGUUGAAUUGAACCUGAACUAUGAGAUGUAUAAUGACAAAAUACUUUGGUUUGUGAGAGAAAUGAACCAGUUCAGAGCAGACAUAAAGGAGAUGGGUCUGAAUCUACAGUGGCUGUAUUCUGCUCGUGGAGACUUCUUCCGUGCUACGUCUAGACUAACAACAGAUUAUAAGAAUGCUGAGAGAACAAACAGAUUUGUCAUGAGGGAGAUCAAUGACCGUAUCAUGAAAGUGGAAUAUCACUUCCUGUCACCCUACGUAUCUCCAAGAGAGUCUCCUUUCCGACAUAUCUUCUGGGGCUCUGGCUCUCACACUCUGUCAGCUUUACUAGAGCACUUGAAGCUGCGGCAGAAAAAUAACGGUGCUUUUAAUCAAACACUGUUGAAAAACCAGUUGGCUCUAGCAACUUGGACUAUUCAGGGAGCUGCAAAUGCCCUCUCUGGUGACAUCUGGGACAUUGACAAUGAAUUUUAAAUGUGAUACCUAUAACUUAUAUAAGAACAUCAGGGUAGUGUGGUUCCUAGACUUGUGUUGGUUGUGCUAAAUUUUCAGUAGGGCUACAAAACCUAAUAUUGUUAAAAUUCUACCCAAUCUUGGUACUACUAGAUGUCUUUAGGCAGCAGCUUUUAAUACAAGGUAGGUACCUGCACUUCAAGUUAAAGUGACUAACCACUUAAAAAAAUGUUCACGAUAGAAUAUUUUCUCUGAUUCUCUCUAGAGUUUUAAGUGCUUUGUAAUGGUAACUGCCUCUUUCCUGUUACAGUUAUGAAAAAGUCAGAACCAGUUACGUGAACUAUUGCUCUAAAUCCUAAGUACGUGAACUGGUACCUUUUGAAUUGGAGGCGGAAGGUGAUACCUGCUGAAGGUGGAAAGUGGCAGCUUAGCGUGAUCCUCCACCUUCACUGGAUGCCAGAUGGGAGAUCCCAGGCUGUAAGGCUUUACUCUCCAUGUGAGAUCUCUGCCUUCUUUAAGGAUUUAGCUGGUUUCCACAUCUGAAAGUGAAACAGUUCACUUUCAGAAGAGAUGGGACUUGUUUUCUUGCCAGUGAGGUCUGAAAUAGAGGUCCUUCAGCUGCAUAAAAGGAGGUUCAACUGUUUAUCACAGGAGUAAGGCCUUAAUGUGUUAACCUCAAGAUUAUGUAUGAAAAGAGGAGACCAGAAGCCAAAGACCUAGUCUAUUUCCUCUUCCUCUGUCCCUUGUCUCAUAAACCUUUGUUAGUUUUUUGUUUUCGUUUUUUCCAAGGUAUUUUGAAAGAGAACCAAGUUUUAGGUGUUUAAUUUCAAACUCAGUUCGUCAGACUUUAAAGAACACACUGCCAAAUUUUGGCCAAAGUGUUAAUUUUUUGGAAAAGCUUCCUGUCAUUUUGGCACUGAGAUAUUUAUUGUUUAUUUAUCAGUGACAGAGUUCACUAU
Molecule: messenger RNA, 3416 nt
Organism: Eubalaena glacialis (North Atlantic right whale)
Lineage: Eukaryota; Metazoa; Chordata; Mammalia; Artiodactyla; Balaenidae
Gene: TFRC
Product: transferrin receptor
Exons: 19
Coding region: 172-2478 (768 amino acids)
Biological process (GO): transferrin transport; intracellular iron ion homeostasis
Cellular component (GO): external side of plasma membrane
Molecular function (GO): transferrin receptor activity
Source: RefSeq, a predicted model, not a curated record